UCUAGGGUCAAUAUUUACAUUUUAAACAGAGUGAUGAGUUUUAGUUUUCGGAUUAUGGUUGUUGAAUUGCAAUGAGAAUUGUUUUUGUUGCAGAAUAACUCAAGUCAAUAUAUUUAUUAAGAAUUAUUUCAAAACAUAAAAAUGUCGAAACUUUUACCUGAUUUACCGAAGGGACCACUAGAUAUAUACAGAAAAAAGGCGACAUUCGACUGGAAGAAAUUGAAAAUCUUUUUAGAGACUGAGGAGAUUGUGGAGUUCCAGAAUGAAUUAUACGAAGCUAUUAAAAAUGAACCGGAAUUUCGUCCAGAUCUCCAUCAAUCCUUUGAUGCAAACAGACUGAAAACAACGAGACAAGUUUUCGCCUACCAAAGACUAGAAAUCGCCAAACUGGAAAACACAUUGUUAAACUUACGAAGACCUUACACUGUCCUUAGAACCAUGUUUCAAUUAAACCCCUGUACAGAAGUGAAACAUUCAGUCGGAUUCUCUUUGUUCACCAGCGUCAUAAGAUCAAUGGGAAGCGAGAGGCACCUUAAGUUCAUCUACGACGCAGUCGACCAAAAAAUUUUUGGAUGCUUUUGUCUGACGGAAAUCGGCCACGGUACUAACACGAAAGGCAUGAGGACCACGGCAACGUACGAUAAAACUAAAAAAUGCUUUAUCCUACACACUCCAGAUUUUGAGGCCGCUAAAUGCUGGGCCGGCAAUUUGGGACAAUGGGCAACGCACGGUGUGAUCUUCGCCCAGUUGAUAAUCGAUGGUAAAAACUAUGGCUUGCACAAUUUUGUCGUACAGAUCCGGGACACCCAUGAUCUGUUGCCACUUACUGGCGUCACUGUUGGAGACAUGGGUGAAAAAAUCGGAUUAAACGGAUUAGACAACGGCUUCGUAAUGUUCGACAACUAUGAAAUCCCGAGAGAGAGCCUCUUAAAUAAACUGGCAGAUGUCACGGAAGAUGGGGAAUACAUAACUAGUUACAAGGAUCCAAAGAAGCGUCACGGUGCUUCUUUAGGUGCCUUAUCUGGUGGCAGAGUCAACAUUGCUGGCAUCUGCGAAGCUUACGGCUCUAAAGCUCUGGUGAUAGCUAUCAGAUACGCCGCAGUGCGAAAGCAAUUCGGACCGGGCGACCAAGAAGUUCCGAUUUUGGAAUACCAAACGCACCAACAACGACUUCUGCCGUACUUGGCGGCCGCUUAUGUCCUAAGAAACUUUAACACGUUCUUCAUCGAGAGAUUUUACCAAUUCAGUUUGGAUUCUAUUUUCGGCAACAACGUGGAAAGUUUACCCGAUUUGGGGGUUGAAUUCCAUGCCGUGUCUUCCGGAUCCAAACCCAUGGCUGGCUGGUUGAUGCGUGAUGCUAUACAACAGUGUAGGGAAAGCUGCGGUGGACACGGGUACUUAAAAGCAUCUGGAAUUGGUGACCUAAGAAACUGCAACGACGCCAACCUGACCUACGAAGGAGAGAACCAUGUUUUAAUACAACAGACUAGUAACUGGCUGUUGAAAUUUUGGCCUGCUAUUCUAAAAGGGGAGCAAAUAAGUUCUCCUUUAAAUUCUAUUGACUUUUUAUCUAAUGGAAAGUCUAUUUUGAAACAAAAACUUUCCGCUAAAUGUCUAAACGAAAUGAUUGAACCGAAUAAUAUUAUUGGUGCUUAUGAAUGGUUGGUUUUGCAUUACAUGAAAAAAACUGUUGAAAAAUAUGAAACUUAUCCCAAAGAUGAAGUCAGUCAGUUUUGGGCAAAAGCUGACAUUCAAGUUUACAACGCUAAAAGUUUGGCUAUUGCCUUUAUUGAGCACUUCUUCCUUCAAAGAAUGUUGAUUACAAUCAAACAAUCUCCAGAUGAAAAUAUACGGAGAGUUUUACAAAAAUUGUUUUCUUUGUAUGGCCUAUGGUCAAUGGAAAAACAUUUGCCAGCAUUUUACCAAGGCGGAUACACCACUGGUCCUGAAUUGACUAGUUUUGUGGAAAAUGGAGUUUUAACGCUCUGCAAAGACGUCAAAGAUGAUGCCGUUGCUCUGGUCGACGUUAUUGCACCUCCAGACUUUAUUUUGAAUUCAGUUUUAGGCUAUUCUGAUGGAGAAGUCUACAAGCAUUUGCAGUCUGCCAUGAUGAGGUCUCCGUAUUGUCUCAGCAAGCCAGAUUGGUGGAAGGAAAUAAUCAAGAACAAAUUAUAAUAAUUGUACAAAAAUUCAAUUUUUAUGUUUUCAAUAUAUGGUUGUUAGUUAUUUUUUAUAAUUUUAUACAUGGUUUUUCUUAAAUAAAUUGUUUUGUUGAA
Molecule: messenger RNA, 2276 nt
Organism: Aethina tumida (small hive beetle)
Lineage: Eukaryota; Metazoa; Arthropoda; Insecta; Coleoptera; Nitidulidae
Product: peroxisomal acyl-coenzyme A oxidase 3-like
Exons: 7
Coding region: 142-2175 (677 amino acids)
Biological process (GO): fatty acid beta-oxidation using acyl-CoA oxidase; lipid homeostasis
Cellular component (GO): peroxisome
Molecular function (GO): fatty acid binding; pristanoyl-CoA oxidase activity; FAD binding
Source: RefSeq, a predicted model, not a curated record